AGAAACCCUGUUUCUCUAAAAGGGAAGAAGCGGACCUCGGGACUUUACCUCGCCGCCAUUUUCUAACCCGGGGUGAAAAAAGGAAACCAAGUGAACAUCACCGGGGUCAGUAUUCCUCCCUAAUUCGGACCACCAUCACCACAGCGGGUCAGCAUCGUGCACUCAACGUUACAUCCGCAUGAUGUCUGCAGAUUUGGCCACAGAUCACGUGAACGGGAACGGCACCGAGGAGCCCAUGGAAACCAUGGCAACCGUGACCCGCUCCGAACAUUUCCAGGCUCUGCUGGACUCCGGCUUGUCGCAGAACGUAGCUGAGAAGCUGGACGAGCUUUAUGUAGCAGGCCUGGUGGCUCACAGUGACCUGGACGAGCGCGCCCUGGAGGCUCUGAAGGAGUUCAACGAAGACGGGGCGCUGCAGGUUCUGGUCCAGUUCAAGGAGAGCGACCUAUCCCACGUCCAGAAUAAAAGUGCCUUCCUGUGCGGGGUGAUGAAGACGUACCGGCAGCGGGAGAAGCAGGGCACCAAAGUGUCUCCAGCCUCCAAAGGUCCAGACGAGGUGCGGAUCCGGGAGCUGCUGGACAGAACCGGCUACACGCUGGACGUCACCACGGGCCAGAGGAAGUACGGCGGCCCGCCGCCAGACGCCGUCUACGCCGGGCCGCAGCCCACAGUGGGAACCGAGAUCUUCGUGGGGAAGAUUCCCCGCGAUCUGUUUGAAGACGAGCUGGUUCCUCUCUUCGAGAAGGCCGGGCCCAUCUGGGACCUGCGGCUGAUGAUGGACCCGCUCAGCAGCCUGAACCGCGGCUACGCCUUCGUCACUUUCUGCGCCAAAGAGUCCGCCCAGGAGGCGGUCAAGCUGUGCAAUAACUUCGAGAUCCGGCCCGGCAAACACAUCGGCGUCUGCAUAUCUGUGGCCAACAACAGGCUGUUUGUCGGUUCCAUACCCAAGAGCAAAACCAAGGAGCAGAUCGUGGAGGAGUUUUCUAAGGUUACAGAGGGUCUCAGUGAUGUCAUCCUCUACCACCAACCCGACGACAAGAAGAAGAACCGCGGUUUCUGCUUCCUGGAGUACGAAGACCACAAAACGGCGGCGCAGGCCCGGCGCCGGCUCAUGAGCGGAAAGGUCAAGGUCUGGGGCAACCUGGUGACGGUGGAGUGGGCCGACCCCAUCGAGGACCCCGACCCGGAAGUUAUGGCCAAGGUGAAGGUCCUGUUUGUGAGGAACUUGGCCAACGGCGUCACAGAGGAGAUCCUGGAGAAAUCCUUCAGCCAGUUUGGGAAGCUGGAGCGAGUGAAGAAGCUCAAAGACUACGCCUUCGUCCACUUCGAAGAGCGGGACGGAGCCGUGAAGGCGCUGGAGGAGCUGAACGGGACGGAGCUGGAGGGAGAGCCCAUCGAAAUAGUUUUUGCCAAACCGCCUGAUCAGAAAAGGAAGGAGAGGAAAGCCCAGAGACAAGCUGCCAAGUCCCAAAUGUAUGAUGAUUAUUACUACUACUCGCCGCAGCCCCACAUGCCCCUCCCCUCCAGGGGGCGGGGCCGCGGUGGCCGGGGGGGCUACGGCUUCCCCCAGGACUACUACAGCUACGAGGAUUACUACGACUACUACGGCUACGACUACCACAACUACCGCGGCGGCUACGACGACCCCUACUACGGCUAUGACGACUUCCAGGCCCCGGGCCGGGGGCGGGGCAGCGGCAGGGGCCCGAGGGGUGGAGCCUCGCCGGUCAGAGGUCGCGGCGGCGCCGGGGCUCCCCGAGGCCGGGCCGGCUUCUCGCAGCGCGGCGUCGGGCCCGGGCCGGGCCGCGGCGGGCGCGGACCAAGAGGAGGCGUGGCGGCGGCGCGCGGGCGCGGCGGGGUACGUGGUGCGCGGGGCGGCCGCGGUGGAAAUGUGGGAGGAAAGCGGAAAGCUGACGGCUACAGCCAGCCAGAUUCCAAGCGCCGCCAGACCAAUAGUCAGAACUGGGGCUCCCAACCCAUUGCUCAGCAGCCGCUCCACUGCGGGGACCAUGCUGCAGGAAAAAGGGCCGGAGGUCGCCGCCGACGAGUCGCUGUGACCGGGCCGGGCGGCGCCCCCUGCUGGAGGGAACGGUAAGGUCAGCUGACUCAGAGGAACCUCCGGCGCUGGACGGGAUCCUUCUGGACCGAGCUUUGCUGCUAGCUUGGAGUGAACUCUGGUUUUGUUCUGAAGACGGACUCGAUGAUCUGGGAUCAGCGCCGAGCCGUUCCAGCCGACCGCUAACUACCUCAGAGGACCCAGAGUCCGGGCCGGACGGCGCCGGAGGUUCGCCCCGGCCCAGGCCGUCCUCAGGCCUCCGGUUCUGACCCAGAGGAGGGGACCCGACGGACCCCUUGCGUGGAGUCCAUCAUCAGGCGCCAAGCAGAAGUUAGUCAAACAUGUUUAUCAGAACCGCCUCGAAUGGACCCGACCUCCAUCAGAGCAGCGCAAAACUAAAAUAUUUAGCAAAUUUGGCUUAAAAUCAGCGACUGAAAGUUCUGCUUUCUCCCAGAAGGAGAUAAAUGACCCCGACAUAGUGGCUGGUUUCAUUUACACCAGAAUAAAUUCAUAAUAAAAGUAGAAAAUGUUGGAGCUAAGAGCGCUAAACGUUUUCAAAGUUAGCUAAAGCUAAGAGCUAGCUCCGCUUUUAGCAUCGUGUACUUAUUCAACGUGCUUAAAAAGCUAAUUAUCUGACAUUGUUAUAUUUUUCACGUAAAUCUAAAAUAAAUUUACCAAGUGAAUUAUUUUUAAAUCCGUUUCCUCGGAUCAGAAACUAAUCAGAUUUAAACGGAUUUUUACAAAAAUCACUGAAAAGCUCCAUUUUCCGGUUUUUAUUUCUCACCCUGAACGCCUCGUUAUCCCAGCUCUAGAACCGGACCGGUGGUCAGAACCGGGUUCUGGUUCCUGAUGAUCCGGCUCCACUCUGCCGGUCGCUGGUUCCCCAGCUGAGGACGGGGUUGCCAUGGCAACAUAUUGAGCUACAGCCCGAAGGUCGUCGGGUUCAUUCGGUUCUGUUCCGGAACGGUCACGACCCGCCCCACACUCCCUCUGCAGACCCGGUUCCGGUCCAGAGCCAGGACCGUUUGGGUCAGAAAGCUGGCCUGGCUUCCUUUGGUGGCUCAGAGGUGAAAGGCAUUGUGGGAGAUGUAGUCGAGCACAGGAUCGUGUUGCUGCUUUUCUGCCAUUAAACAGAAUCUGGAUCGAGGUUCUGGUCGGAUUCUGAGAUGAUGAGCUGCUUUCAGAGAGUUAUCUGAGUGUGUGUGUUUCUGAGUGAGUGUGUGUGUGUGUGUGUGUGCGCGCUCCUGCAGAUUAAAUGUUUUCUACUG
Messenger RNA from Xiphophorus maculatus (southern platyfish), 3324 nucleotides. Its product is annotated as heterogeneous nuclear ribonucleoprotein Q. Gene Ontology annotation, biological process: CRD-mediated mRNA stabilization. Lineage: Eukaryota; Metazoa; Chordata; Actinopteri; Cyprinodontiformes; Poeciliidae. The record is from RefSeq and is a predicted model, not a curated record. Gene Ontology annotation, molecular function: mRNA 5'-UTR binding. The transcript is spliced from 11 exons. The coding region runs from base 179 to 2095 and encodes 638 amino acids. Gene Ontology annotation, cellular component: CRD-mediated mRNA stability complex; nucleus; ribonucleoprotein complex.